Messenger RNA from Schistocerca cancellata (South American locust), 1980 nucleotides. Its product is annotated as serine/threonine-protein phosphatase 6 regulatory ankyrin repeat subunit B-like. Bases 1 to 1980 code for a protein of 659 amino acids. Lineage: Eukaryota; Metazoa; Arthropoda; Insecta; Orthoptera; Acrididae. The transcript has 2 exons. The record is from RefSeq and is a predicted model, not a curated record. Gene Ontology annotation, molecular function: protein binding.
AUGUCUGCAGGGCAGUAUCAAGAAAUCCAGCACGAAGCCAGAAGUUUUGGUGAUAUGGAGGUGGCGAAGCUCGUUAUGCUUAAAGUACUGCACAUGCAGAAAAAAUCUACAAGUCUUGAAUCUGCAUCUCUGGAGCUGCACCAGGGCUCCGGUCGAACCAGUCAACUGGAAGAGUGGAAACAGAUGUCGGGUCAUAGACCAACGCGUUUCCGCAGUAUAUUCGAGAAGCUAAGACGAGCGCCAUUCCACAGAACUUCCCAGCAACCGACAACAGAAUACGACGGUCUCGUGCGCCGCGACUCACCGCACGAAACGUUGCACGAUGCAGCAAGAAGAGGCGAUGCGGAAUGUCUAUGGCAGCUGAUCGAGGCUGGGGCCGAUGUCAACAUACAGAACAAUAAUGGUGAAACAGCGGCACAUUUUGCGGCAGUUGCUGGCAAUGUCGACUGCUUACGCCGGCUACAUUCUGCAGGUGCUGCUGUCAAUAUGCAAGACAAGAGAGGUCAGACUCCACUGCAUUAUGCAGCAGCUAUGGGCAAUGCCCAGAGUGCGAAGCUACUGCUGGCCGCUGGUGCAGACGCAUUGGAGCAGGACUCGAAAUGUCGGACACCUCUUCAUUUGGCGGUCAUCUGGGGAAACGCGGAAUGUGUCAGGUUGCUGGCGCGUGCAGUCAAAAAUCUAGAGUUGAGAGAUAUGGAUGGUCUCACAGCAGUGCACUACGCAGCACGAAAUGGUGAAGUUGAAAGUCUGAAGCUGCUCUUACGUGCAGGUGCUCACAACAGCCCAGUGAGUGAUGCCCUGGAGACACCUCUGCACUUGGCAGCAUACAAAGACCAAACCGAGUGUGUGAGGCAGCUGCUGCAAGAGAAGGCGGAUCUGACAGCGAGGAACGCCGACGGCAAGACCCCGCUGCACGUCGCUGCAGAGGAGGGCAACCCGGACUGUGUGAGGCUCAUGCUGGAUGCGGGCUCAGGCAUGCAGGAAAAGGAUAAGUUUGGUUUUACGCCGCUACACCUUGCAGCUGUCGAAGAAAGUUUGGCUUGCGUCAGGUUACUGGCGGAGGGAGGAGCAGAUGUGCACGAUACUAACAACAAUGGUGACACGCCACUUCAUCUGGCCAGCGGUUCCAUUGACACCACCGGGUGUGUGAAGCGACUUUUGCAAGAUGGUGCAAGAGUCACAACAAAAAACAAUCGUGGCAACACGCCACUUCACGUCGCUGCUUAUGUGGGCAACGCUGGAAGUGUGGGCCUGCUACUCGAGGCUGGGGCAGACAUCGAGCAGGUGAACGAAGAUGGUGACACGCCUCUACAUUUGGCCAGUCUGUCUGCUGACAGAGAAUGUGUGAGGCGUCUCUUGGAAGCGGGUGCCAGAGUCACAACUCGCAACAACCGUGGUAACACGCCAAUGCACUGUGCGGCAGUGAAGAGCCGAGGCUGGAAUGUGAAGCUACUGCUGGACGCUGGUGCCGAUAUCGAACAAGUGAACGAAGACGGCGACACGCCACUACAUUUGGCCAGCCUAUGUUUUGGCACAGAAUGUGUGAUGCUGCUUUUGGGAGCCGGUGCAAGAGUCACAACUCAGAGCCAUCGUGGUAACACGCCGCUGCACUGUGCGGCAAUGAAGGGCAAUCACUGGAGUGUCAUGCUGCUUCUGGACGCUGGUGCAGACAUCGAACACGUCAACGAAGAUGGUGACACACCUCUGCAUUUGGCCAGCCUGUUCAUCGAUACAAAGUGCGUCAAGGGACUCUUGGAAGCCGGUGCAGGAGUCACAACACAGAACAAUCGUGGUAACACGCCGCUGCACUGCGCAGCAAUGCAGGGCCGGGCCCAGAUUGUGAAGCUACUGCUGGAUGCUGGGGCAGAUAUGGAACAGGUGAAUGAGGACGGUCGCACACCACUCUACUAUGCAGCUACAUCUGGUCAUGGAGAGUGUGUCAAGUUACUUUCAGAGUAUGAAGUAGUCGUCCACACUUAG